This is a messenger RNA of Pantherophis guttatus, 2595 nucleotides long. The record is from RefSeq and is a predicted model, not a curated record. Lineage: Eukaryota; Metazoa; Chordata; Lepidosauria; Squamata; Colubridae.
AUGGCUAUCCUUCAAGAAACACAUAUAGAGAACGAUGAUCAGCAAUACAGCAGAGAUAUACCAGCUACAAGGGGACAUAAAUUUGGAUAUGCAGAUGACCUUGCCCUAGCAGCGCAAGAUAAAAACUUGGAAGUUUUGGACUGUCUCCUCUCUGAGGACCUGAAGUCCCUGGGAAAAUUCUUUGCUGACUGGAGACUCAUACCCCGUGUCAGCAAAACAGUGUCCACCUAUUUCCAUCUCAACAACAAACUCACCAAUGCCAUCCUGAAGGCCUACCUGAAUAACAACUUACUCCCUUAUGAGGAGCUUAAAUCCAGGAAGCCCUCUCUGGCACUCGCUCAACAGCUGUCUAACAACUUUGACAUCAACAAACAGUGGAAAGCCAAAUGGGCUGCUGAAUGCCCAGAUAAAGGCAGUUACAUAGAAGACCCUACACAAAAGGUGACAGAAAACCCACUGAAAUUCCAUAGUAUUGAAAUACAGGUAGAAGACGUGAAUGAUAAUGCUCCUAACUUCACAAAAAAUACAUUUACUAUACAAAUAUCAGAACAUGCCCUGGUGAACACCCGAAUUCAGAUGGAGUCUGCUCAAGAUGCUGAUCUAGGAAAAAAUGGUAUCCAAAAUUACACACUCACUAAAAAUCCACAUUUCAUAGUAGAAGUACAGACUGAUGAACAUGAAAAGAAAAAUGUUGACCUUAUUCUGCAGAAACAACUAGACAGGGAGAAGAUGCCUUAUCUUCAAUUAACUCUGAUGGCCAUUGAUGGAGGAGUGCCACAAAAAACAGGCACUGUUCAAAUUAAUAUUGAUGUUCUAGAUAUAAAUGACCACUCUCCUCAAUUUUCUCAAUCUGAAUAUCAGGUAAGAAUAAAGGAAAAUCUUCAUAAGGGCACGCUGCUGAUUAAGGUGGAAGCGAGAGAUCCUGAUUUUGGUUCAAAUGCACAGAUCCUCUACUCAUUUCAUCGAGUGUCUGAAAAAAUAAAUAAUUUGUUCCUUUUAAAUGAAAGGACUGGAGAGAUCACUGUUAGGGGACAGAUUGAUUAUGAAAGGGAAAGCAGUCAUAUCAUAAACAUCAAAGCAAUGGACGGAGGAGGACUAUCGGGUCACUGCAAGAUACUAAUAGAGGUUGAAGAUGAGAAUGACAACCCCCCAGAAGUGUCCAUCAUAUCUCUGAUCAACGCUUUAAAGGAGGACUCUCCCCCAGACACAAUGGUGGCCCUCUUCAGUGUGAGAGACCAAGACUCUGGAGACAACAGCAAAAUGGUCUGCUCUGUGGAGAUGAAUCUCCCUUUUGUGCUGAAAGCCACCACAAACAACUUUUAUCAGCUUGUGCUCCAAAGUCCCCUAGAUAGAGAGAGAGCCUCUGAGUACAACAUCACCAUCAGUGCCAUUGACUGGGGAUCUCCUAGGCUCACUUCAACAAGACUGAUUAAUGUUCAGAUCUCUGAUGUCAAUGAUAACUCUCCCCUUUUUGAAAAGUCUUCAUAUGACAUGCAGAUCAGGGAGAAUAAUAUUCCAGGCUUCCUCAUUGGCUCAGUCCAUGCUCUGGAUCUGGACACAAAGCUGAAUGCUAAAGUGACUUACUCACUUUUCCUUGGGAAGAGCAAUUCCCCUGUGACCUCUUCCAUUUCUGUCAACUCUGAAACUGGAAACAUAUAUGCCCUCCGAUCCCUGGACUAUGAGCAAAUAAGAAGCUUCAGAGUUACUGUGAGGGCAUCUGAUAGUGGUUCUCCUUCUCUAAGCUCAGAAGUGAUUGUCCGAAUCCACAUCAUAGAUGAGAAUGACAACGCUCCCUUCUUCUUGUAUCCCCUCCAGAACAACACAUCCCCAUGCAAUGAGCUGCUUCCCAAGUCAGCCGAGGUCAGCUAUCUGGUCACCAAGGUGGUUGCAGUGGACGCAGAUUCUGGCCAAAACUCUUGGCUUUCCUAUGAAUUGCUGAAGGCCACAGACCCAGCCCUUUUCAGCAUAGGAGCACAGAAUGGGGAAGUGAAAAUCAGGAGAGCCCUGAAUGAGCGAGACACAAACAAGCAGAGGCUGGUGAUACUGGUCAGAGACAACGGUCUUCCUCCACAGACCAGCACAGCAUUGCUUAAUGUUCUUCUUGUGGAUGGCUUUUCGGAUCCCUUCCUAAGGAAUGUGGAUGUCAGUGUGCAACAACCGGAAGAAGAUAAAACCUUGACCAAGUAUUUGGUGAUCUGCUUGGCUGCAGUCUCCUCUGUGUUCCUUGUCUGUAUUGUUGUGUUUAUUGUGGUCAAAAUCCUCAAGAAGGACCCCCAAAGCCAAUUUCCUGCUACUCAUCCUCACUUCCCACCUGCCAGUGCUGAUACACAAGAGAACUGUGCUGAUCUACAGAAUGGGUCUCUUUCCAGGUCUUACCGUUAUGAUGUUUGUUUGACUGGUGGAUCCUUAAGUAGCGAGUUCCGAUUUCUCAGGCCCCUCUUUCCGGUCUUUUCAAUGGGAGAGCUAAACAACCCCCAGGGUCACAAAACAUCUUCUGAUUCCCAAGAUACUGCUCAGCAGAGUGCAGAUAGCCAAUUAAAGGAAGAGUUAACCAAGGAGAUUGUUAGGAUCCACAUGGGUGUAGAGGCAGUUUAG